This is a messenger RNA of Pangasianodon hypophthalmus (striped catfish), 4566 nucleotides long. Its product is annotated as NACHT, LRR and PYD domains-containing protein 3. The transcript is spliced from 17 exons. Lineage: Eukaryota; Metazoa; Chordata; Actinopteri; Siluriformes; Pangasiidae. The record is from RefSeq and is a predicted model, not a curated record. Gene Ontology annotation, molecular function: protein binding. The coding region runs from base 298 to 3657 and encodes 1119 amino acids.
ACGACACAUAACCGGAAGUGAGUCAGUUUUUCGAAAGUGAAAGUGUUUGUGUCUCAGCCGCGACUCCAUUUUGUUGCUGCUGGAAAAGUAAAUAAACUUCAACACCAGGCAGAAACGGUGAUAUUAAUGUCACACAACGUGGACUUCUGACUAAAAACAGCAGUAAAACUUCACUUCAGUGGAACCGAAAUCAUCUUCCCUGUAAAGCUGUUGUUUAUCAGGAGUGUAAUUCAUUCCAGAGAUCAGUGACUUGGCUGUGUGUCCAUGAGCUGUCUGUGCAUACACUAAUAUUCAAAAAUGGAGAGCCCUGAUCUGGAUACAGAUAAUGUGACCCUGCCCUCAAAAAAGCGUAAACUCCAGAGAAAGAGAUCAGACUCACCAGAAUCCAGCUAUGUCUCCAUGAAGAGUGAUGUGUCUAUAGAUUUUCCUUGGAACUUUAAAAAUGGAAACUCCUCAUCGCCACACAGUAAACUCCAGAUGAGAUUACACCCCAGCUGUGUCUCCAUGAAGAGUGAUGUGUCUAUGGAUCCUCCUUGGAACUUUAAAAAUGGAAACUCCUCAUCCGUACACAGUAAACUCCAGAGAAAGAGAUCAGACUCACCAGAACCCAGCUGUGUCUCCAUGAAGAGUGACGUGUCUAUGGAUCCUCCUUGGAACUUUAAAAAUGGAAACUCCUCAUCUGUACACAGUAAACUCCAGAGAAAGAGAUCAGACUCACCAGAACCCAGCUGUGUCUCCAUGAAGAGUGACGUGUCUAUGGAUCCUCCUUGGAACUUUAAAAAUGGAAACUCCUCAUCUGUACACAGUAAACUCCAGAGAAAGAGAUCAGACUCACCAGAAUGCAGCUGUGUCUCCAUGAAGAGUGACGUGUCUAUGGAUCCUCCUUGGAACUUUAAAAAUGGAAACUCCUCAUCUGUACACAGUAAACUCCAGAGAAAGAGAUCAGACUCACCAGAAUGCAGCUGUGUCUCCAUGAAGAGUGACGUGUCUAUGGAUCCUCCUUGGAACUUUAAAAAUGGAAACUCCUCAUUUGUACACAGUAAACUCCAGAGAAAGAGAUCAGACUCACCAGAACCCAGCUGUGUCUCCAUGAAGAGUGACGUGUCUAUGGAUCCUCCUUGGAACUUUAAAAAUGGAAACUCCUCAUCUGUACACAGUAAACUCCAGAGAAAGAGAUCAGACUCACCAGAACCCAGCUGUGUCUCCAUGAAGAGUGACGUGUCUAUGGAUCCUCCUUGGAACUUUAAAAAUGGAAACUCCUCAUCUGUACACAGAGUUCUACAGAAGGCAAUAUACAGAAGAAGAAUGAAUAUCAUCACAGAUACAGGACACGAAUCUGCUGCUGUAAAUGAAUUCCAGAAAAAGUUCAAAUUAAAUCUGAUGAAGAAAUUUCAGUGUUUAAAUGGAGUGAUAAUGAACCAGGAAAACCGAACACUCCUGAAUGAGAUCUACACAGAGCUCUACAUCACAGAGGGAGACAGUGGAGACAUCAAUAAAGAACAUGAGGUGAGACAGAUCGAGGCAGCAUCCAGGAGAACAACAACAGAGGAAACACCAAUCAAAUGCAAUGACAUCUUUAAGCCCUUAUCUGAACAAGACAAACCCAUCAGAACUGUGCUGACGAAGGGAGUUGCUGGCAUCGGAAAAACAGUCUCCGUGCAGAAGUUCAUUCUGGACUGGGCUGAAGGGAAAGCAAAUCAGGACCUCCACCUCAUAUUUCCACUUCCUUUCAGAGAGCUGAAUUUGAUGAAGGACCAAAAACUGAGUCUGAUGGAUCUCCUGCAUGUCUGUUUUAAAGAAACAAAAGAAACAGAAAUGUCCGGUCCGGAAAAGGUUCUGUUCAUUUUUGAUGGAUUGGACGAGUGUCGUUUUCCUUUGGAUUUCCAGAACACAGUGAGUGUGUGUGAUGUAAAUGAAUCAGCAUCAGUCCAUGUGCUGCUGAUAAACCUGAUCAAAGGGAAUCUGCUUCCCUCUGCUCUCGUCUGGAUCACUUCCCGACCAGCAGCAGCUGAUCAAAUCUCCUCUGAGUAUGUCCAUCGAGUCACAGAGGUACGAGGGUUCAAUGACCCACAGAAGGAGGAGUACUUCAGGAAGAGAAUCAGUGAUCAGAGCCUGGCCAAUAACACCAUCACACACCUGAAGUCAUUAAGAAGCCUCUACAUCAUGUGCCACAUCCCAGUCUUCUGCUGGAUUUCAGCCACUGUUCUAGAGAGAGUGUUGGGUGAAGCAGAAAGUGGAGAGAUCCCCAAGACUCUGACUCAAAUGUACACACACUUCCUCAUCAUUCAGACAAACAUCAUAAGAGAAAAGUACUCAAAGAAGCAGGAGAGUGAUGAAGAAAUGCUUCUCAAACUGGGACAACUGGCUUUUCAGCAGCUGAUGAAAGGGAACCUGAUCUUCUAUGAGGAAGACCUGAGAGAGUGUGGCAUUGAUGUGACAGAAGCAGCAGUGUACUCAGGUGUGUGUACGCAGAUCUUCAGAGAGGAGUUUGGGCUUCACCAGAGUAAAGUGUAUUGCUUUGUUCAUCUGAGCCUCCAGGAGCAUCUUGCAGCUCUGUAUGUGCACCUGACAUUCAUGAAGGAAAAGAGGAAUGUACUGGAAAUGUUAUCUGACCCAGAGAUGUUCUCUGAAUGGUGGAUUGAACAAAAUACAAUCUCAGAUGUCCACACAAGUGCUGUAGGUCAGGCCUUAAAAACUACAUCUGGACAUCUGGAUCUUUUCCUCCGCUUUCUUCUGGGUCUCUCGCUGGAGUCCAAUCAGAAACUCUUACAUGCUUUAGUAACACAGACAGGAAGUAGCUCCCAGACAGAAAAUAGAAAAACAGUACAGUACAUCAAGAGGAAGAUCAGUAGAGAUGUUUCUACAGAGAAAUCCAUCAAUCUGUUCCACUGUCUGAAUGAACUGGGUGACAAUUCUCUAGUGGAGGAAAUCCAACGCUACCUGAAAUCUGGAAAACAAAGAAAACUCUCUUCUUCACAGUGGUCUGCUCUGGUGUUUGUCUUACUGACUUCAGCACAGGAGCUGGAGGAAUUUGACCUGAGUAAAUAUACCAGUACAGAGCACACAACAGCUUUGGUUCUUCUGAAGGUGAUGCCUGUGAUUGCAGCAUCCAGAAAGGCAGUCAUUCAGCAUGUAACACUUGAAAAGAAAAUCUCUGAAGCUUUGGCCUCUGUACUCGGCUCUGAAUCUGCCAAUCUGAGAGAACUGGAUCUGUCUGAGAGUAAACUAGGAGAUUCAGGAUUGAAGUGUCUCUCUGUGGGACUGGAAAAUCCUCACUGUAAACUGGAGACCCUGAGGUUGUGUAGUUGUGGUGUCUCAGAUGAAGGCUGUGCUGCUCUGACUUCAGCUCUGAGAUCAAACCCCUCACACCUGAGAGUACUGGAUCUGUCUUGGAAUAAUCUAGGAGACUCAGGAGUGAAGAGUCUCUCUGCUGUACUGGGGAAUCCUCAAUGCAAACUGGAGAUACUGAGGUUGCAGUAUUGUGGUCUUUCACAUGAAGGCUGUGCUGCUCUGGCUUCAGCUCUGAGAUCAAACCCCUCACACCUGAGAGAACUGAAUCUGGACUUCAAUGAAAUAGGAGACUCAGGAGUGAAGCUGCUCUCUGCUCUUAAGGACGAUGUUCAUUACAAACUACAGGAACUGAUCUUUAGGGUGUGAUGAACAUCUGUGUGUGUGAUGAUGACUCCAGUGUUCCUGCAUUUCCAAGCUGGGGAAUAGACAACACAUUUAUAAACACAUCACUCUUUUAGUUAUAACACAUUAAACAGACUCACAGAAGUGGGAAGUGUGUAUUCAUCAGACUGCACACAAUUCUACAGUGAGGCUGUACAGGAUCCAGACAUUAGAACUGAACAGCUGGAAUGGAGACUCUGUAUUGACCAUUACACUUCAGUGUGUGUGAUUCUGAAGUUAUUGAGUGCCACAAUCAGACCCUGGAGACACAGCGACCCUCCUGCACAUUCAACACCUUAGUCAUGCUGAAGGUUUUUUUUUUCCCCAAGUCCGGUCCUGUCUUACUUUAUAGAAGUUGAAUAUAUAAAUAUCUAGAUGGUUUGAAUUAUUAUACUUGGUGGUUUUUUCUUGCUCCUACUGUAACACAAUUGAUCUGAUGUUAUGAAUAGGUUAUAGCUUUAUAGCUUAUAUAUUUUAUAUUAACUGUUACGGCAGCACAUCCACAUCCUCGAUUGUACUUCUGUCUGUACUGAGUGCCAUUCUUGUGUCUAUGUUGGUGGUGGGAUGGGUUUCUUUUGUCUCCUCCUCUUUCAGGCUCAGCCCACUGCAACAUCACGUUCCUGCUUCUAGCUUGCCAUUGGAAGAUCUUACGCUCUUACACGCCUUGCUCCUGACUCAUGUUUUAGGAUUGGUUUGACGUACUUUUCCAGAUGCGUAUUUAAACCUUGUCAGUCUACAUCCCUGGACAGAUCAUUGCCUUUGCUUUGUCACAUGUAAAUUUUUCUAGGUAUGCGGAUUUAUGACCCUCUGCCUGUUGUUGACCUUGUUUGUGCUUUGCCUCUUUGGGUCUACUUUGAAAAAAAGAAAAGAGUGAGAAUAAAAAUUCAAAGCAAA